AUGGAAGCAGUUAAGGAUGUGACGGAGACAGUGACUGUGGACCUGGGUGCACUCCUGGACGCCGGGGACGACGCCAUGGUGAUACUCGAGGCAGGUGACCCUCGGCUGGUGGCACACAGGGCUGUCCUGGUGGACAGGAGCCAUGUGUUGGCAGCCAUGUACGCCCACGACACCCUUGAGACGAGCACCGGCGUGGUGAGGAUUGCCGAUGUGGGGGGCCCGGUGCUGAGGCAGCUGGUCUCCUACCUGUACACCCUGCAGGCCCCCCAGCUGCCCGGCACGGCCCCCCAGCUGCUGGCCGCAGCCGAUAAGUACGGUGUGUUGGGGCUGAAGGCGGAGUGUGAGAGGCAGGUUGCCGCUCAGCUGACUGUUGAGACUGCGGUAGCGACAGCCGUCCUCACAGUCCGCCACUCCUGCAGUGACCUCAGGCGAGCCACCAUCGAAUUUAUUAAGGCACAUACCCACGAGGUGAUGGCCACUCAGGGGUGGGCAGAUGCGAUGCUUCAUCGACCUAAAGACUUGAUCGAAGUGAGCCGAUUGCUGUGUGAUCCACCACCGAAAAGCAGCACAGGCCAGCUGCCCGCCUUACCCUCCUCUGGUACUCUCGCGGAGAAGAUAUGCUCUGGUGGCGCACUGCUCUCCGUACGGCUGCUGCGUCACAACUGGGCCGCACCAACAGCCGGGGCGCACGGCUGCCCCCACCCGGCUCUGACGUCACGGGGCGGCGUUGCCAGCUCGCGCGGCAGGUGA
Schistocerca serialis cubense is the source of this 750-nucleotide messenger RNA. Its product is annotated as protein roadkill-like. Gene Ontology annotation, molecular function: ubiquitin protein ligase binding. The transcript is spliced from 2 exons. The record is from RefSeq and is a predicted model, not a curated record. NCBI's taxonomy places the organism in Eukaryota, Metazoa, Arthropoda, Insecta, Orthoptera, Acrididae. Gene Ontology annotation, cellular component: cytoplasm. Bases 1 to 750 code for a protein of 249 amino acids. Gene Ontology annotation, biological process: regulation of proteolysis; proteasome-mediated ubiquitin-dependent protein catabolic process.